This is a messenger RNA of Dendrobium catenatum, 1158 nucleotides long. RefSeq names its product RNA-binding protein 1. Bases 121 to 795 code for a protein of 224 amino acids. The transcript has 6 exons. Gene Ontology annotation, molecular function: mRNA binding. NCBI's taxonomy places the organism in Eukaryota, Viridiplantae, Streptophyta, Magnoliopsida, Asparagales, Orchidaceae. The record is from RefSeq and is a predicted model, not a curated record.
AAAACAAAUCGAAGGAAGCUAAGGCAGCGAGAAACCCUAAUUCUUUCACGUGUAGCACGGAACAAAGAAAGGCUCGAGCUCUUUGGAGGCUGACGUUUUAGAUCGAGGAAGAGAAACGCGAUGGCGGACGCUUACUGGAGGUACGCUGAUCCACGCCAGCAGGCACCGAUGGCUCCUCCGCAGCCGGCUCCGUUGAAGCGUCCUCGCCCAGAUUAUGGUGGUGCUCCUGAGACGCUUGGCUACUAUCCCAGGGAAGAUGAAAGGACAGUCCAUCUUUCCAUCAAGGAUACUGAGGCCAUCAAUGCAUCCUAUGAUCGUUAUUUGCAAAAUGGAAUUCCGUCCUAUUCUACUGCGGAACUUGUUCGCCCCGUUGGUGGAGGAUUGAAUGGUCGCCCGGUUGAAGAUCCACGUCUUCCAGGCAUUGGAGGCAUGGAUAACCGGAUUAUUGGCUAUAGCGGUGGCAGAACUGAAGCUCCUCUUCCACCGGAUGCGUCAAAUACUUUGUUCGUGGAAGGCCUUCCUGCAAAUUGCACACGCAGAGAAGUGUCUCAUAUUUUUCGUCCUUUUAUAGGUUUCCAGGAAGUGAGGCUUGUGAACAAGGAUUCUAGACAUCAUGGAGAUCCACUAGUGCUGUGCUUUGUUGAUUUUGCCACUGCCAAUCAAGCUGCAACUGCCAUGGAUGCUUUGCAAGGUUAUCAAUUUGAUGAACAUGACCGAGAUUCAGCCUAUUUAAGGCUGCAGUUUGCUCGCUUUCCUGGUCCAAGGCCAUCUGGCGGACCUCGUAAUAGGCGUUGAUUUUAUGAGGUUUCUAUUUCACGCGAAGAGCGACGAUCUUGGUACGUUAGACUUACACAUGCGGAACUAUAACUCGUUCGUUAUCGGCGUAUGAGUCGCGUGAACGGUUACACCGAAAUUAAUAUCGAACCGGCGUUAUCCUGUAGUCGUCGAUAUGUAUAAUGCGAGUGAUGGCAUUAGCUUCGUCAUGGUGUGUUUUAUCUAAUAUUUUUCCGUUAGAAUACUGUUAAUGUUAUGGCAUGCAUUUAGACAUCAUGUUCCUACUGUAAAACUUUUAUGGCAUUUGGUAUAUUGUUUUGUUGAUGACAGCUUAACUUUUGAGCGUGUAGGAGCGCCAUAUUACUUUGUUGCGGUUCGCUACUA